AUACAUACACUGCUCCAGUCCUCUGCUCCUCCCUGCGCCUGCCUGCCGCAAUGGAUACCACCUUCAUCACCAUCCAUGACCUCUCCGACGAUGCCCACAUCCUCUACUCGUCAGACUCGAUUGUCGACAUCCUCGGCCAUACGCCCGACGAGGUAGUCAACAGGUCCGUGUGGCACUUUUUCCAUCCAGACGAGCUUCCCCUCGCCAAAGCACAGCACAGCCGCGGCGUCAGGCUCGACAAGGCCGCCGUCCUGUCCUACUGUCGGUUGAAAAACCGCCAGGGAGAAUGGGUUGGCUGUGAAUGCUGCUUCUCCAUUGUCUACGAUGUCCUCGUCUGCUGCACCAGUGUCUACAGACAGGGCAUGCAGAGCCAGAAACGUGCAGUCGAGGCACCGAUAGUGCGGAAACUCUUCGCCUCGUCUCCAAAAGACCCCCGUUAUCACAUGUUGUCGCACCUCUCUACCAAGUUUGACCUGGGCCAUGAGGAUCAGACCCAUGAGCCCCGGGCCGCCCUGUUCCUCAAUAGAUUUACUCGAACCCUGACUGUCAUGUACGCAACCAGCGGCAUAGAGCAGAUCAUCGGCAUCUCGGGCGAGGCCAUGAAGGGCCGCAGUUUCUACUACUGCAUAGCCCCAAACUGUCUUGAAGACGCCGUACGCUGUCUCGAGUCGGCCAAGGGCAACGACUCGAUUGCAUACAUGCGCUUCUUCUUCCGGGACCCACGUCAGGAUGAUGCACCCGAGGCCACCUCGUCGGAGAGCGAGGACGAUGUGAUGACCGACGUGACUGGCUCGGAUGACGACUCAGAGGGUGGGGUAGGCCUCGGCGUCCCACCCGCAUCAGAGGGUGCAAGCCCCAGACAACUCUCCAAUCCAAACCAUAGCGCCAAUCACAGUGCGGAGCCCUCGGCCUCACGCUCCCAUUCAAGAGAGCACCCCAGCUAUCGCUCCAACACCCACCAGGCAAUGUUUGGGGGUUCGGGGCCUCGCUCAUCCAUAUCCUCUGCAAGCUCGCCGCGUUCCGAAGCCCGUGACGACCAAAUUGAACUCGAGGCCGUCAUUUCCUGCACCUCGGACGGCCUGGUCGUGUGUCUGCGUCGUGCACGCCCCAUGCUACCAGGCGCCCUGCCCACUGCUCAGCCAACUCAGCAGUACAAUGGCAUCUUUGCCGCUCCCUGGGCAACGCAACCCGUCUUCCAUCCGGCGCCACCCCAGAUGCCUCAGUACCCUCUGGGCGCGCGACACCCGGCCAUGGCACAGGCGGCACCUUCUCUGGAAUUCCAGAACAAUUUCAUGAGAAGCAUUCGCGAUGUCGCCGUCUUUGCUUGGGCACUUACCGGUAUCAACGGCAGCCUCGUCGAUUACGCUCGCGGCAAGCCAGUAGGAGAGUCUCAGCCUCCAGAAGGAUUUCCCAUCUGGAACCCAUUACCAGACCCAGCCUUUAUAGGCGGUAAACAACACUCCGCCGCGCCUUCGGGCUAUGUUUCUGGGUCUACCAGUUCCUCUAGCAACGAUCCAUUUGGUGAUCCCGGUCUUCAUUGAGACAUUUUAUCGCAACAACAGCAGUUGAAAUGCAGUCGACGUUACCGACUCCAAUCCCUCGUCUAACUGGAAAACGCGAAUAGGCUGCUUUGUGAACAGGGGUUAAUAUGCUGGCGUGUAAUGGACAGCUUACGAGUUUACGCGAAUACUAGUACAAAAUAUACCAGGCCAAAACGGGGCUGUAUUAUUGCGACAAGGUACGCUUUGUUGGACUACUCCUCUCAUUUUCUACUCAAUUGUGGAUAGUAGAUUGGUAAAAAAAAAUUGAAUACUU
Messenger RNA from Exserohilum turcica Et28A, 1815 nucleotides. RefSeq lists its product as uncharacterized. The record is from RefSeq and is a predicted model, not a curated record. Lineage: Eukaryota; Fungi; Ascomycota; Dothideomycetes; Pleosporales; Pleosporaceae. Gene Ontology annotation, molecular function: protein binding. Bases 51 to 1541 code for a protein of 496 amino acids. The transcript has 3 exons.